ACCACCAUUGGACCAUCAAGGUCCAACCUCAGUGCUUGUAUUACGUGGCUGAGUGAAGCAGUUCAGACACAUGACCACAUCACUACUGGAAAAGUUAGCCAUGGACAAUAUCCCCUUAUGUGUAACAUCAUGCAAAGAAGAUGAAAGAUGGUUUCUGCUGUAAAGACCUUUUAAUCUAAAUAAAAGACCCAUGUGUUGCAGCACGACCUGCAGUCCUGGAGCAGGGGGAAGGGGAACGUGUGUCCAGUGUAUGAGAGGAGCACUACAGGUGUUGAAACUGUUCAGACAGUUGUGCCAGCCUCCACAGUCCAACCCCCAUGUGCUUUGCCUGCCUCUGCAGGCAGGAGGAAGCCAGCUGGUUUUGAUGUGCAUAUACAAGUGACUGUCCUCACCUACCUUGAUACUUUUAACAGAAAGACUGAAGCAUGUCAAGUAAACUCCUGAUUCUCUCAAGACUUAAUUGCUGAACAGUUUCCUCUGUGCUGGAGGGCUUGUUUGCCAAACUGCAAGUUUACAAGCAAAAAAAACCAUCAAUUUGCUUUUAUUUUUCUGAUCAAAUCCAACUACCAAAGUUGAGUUUCUACCCUGACAUUUAUGCCAGGUCAUUCCACAUCCAGGCCCAGCUCUGCUGGUAUGGAAGAGUAUUUUAAGAACGUAAAAAGAAAAAAACCCUAAUAAAAGCAAACCACAUGUUUUACAUGUCUUCUAGAAGGAAACCUUUAAAAUCAUCUAUACAAGCACUGCUUUGGCCCCAAGAGGUGUUUUGGUAUAGACAAAUUCAUUAGUCCAUUUUGCAAGCUAAGGAAGCACUUUUCAGCUCACCUUCUUCAAACUUGAAUGGUGAUUAGAUGGGACAAAAUGGACCUUCCUGGGUGGACCGACUGGAGAGAGGAAACAGCCUAGCAGUACCCCUGGAACAGCACACUGUGCACAGCGGUACCACGGGCAGGGCAGGCAGCCGGGGCAGUAGAGCGCUCAGCCGGUAUCUGAGUCUUGGCAUCCUGAGGGAGGUCUGGGAUCAGUGCUCGCUUUGCUGUGUCCCCGUUUCCCAUGGCACAGUGUAGGGUCUUCUGGGAAAGCCUGUCGUGGAAAGCCUGAAAUGUCACAGAAUCACAGAAUUUUUAGGGUUGGAAAGAACCUCUGAAGAUCAUCUAGUCCAACCCCCUGCCAAGGCAGGGUCACCUAGAGCAGGUUCACAUCUUCUGCUUUGAGACAGAAGUGAGACUAAAUGGGAAGGUUACCAAAGCACAUUCCCACUCACUCUGUGCACAGCCACCAGGACGAGAUGCUGACAGAAUACCUCCACAAUUACGCGGUUAAUUUACCAAGGCGCGGGACUGCGGUUGAGCUCGUCGCUGGGAGCACUUCCCUUUCGGCGAGCGGUGACCGAGCUCCUCCCCCUGCGCCGAGCGGGGCCGGCGGGAACGGCGGCGGCGGCGGCGAUGGAGCCGGCGCUGGGCUCGGAGUUCGAGGAUUCCCUGUUCGCGCCGAGCCGGGAGCGACGGGAGGGCGGCGCGGACGGGGCUGCGUGCGGGGCCAGGCACUGCGAGCCCCGCUGGUUCCAGAGCGCGGCUGACGCCGGGGAAGGCGCCGCCGGGAUCACGAGCAGCAAGUUCCGGGCGGACUGGGCGUUUUGGCAGCGGGACUUCGAGAAAGCCCUGUGUGAAUACUCAGACUGCCUGCUACUCUUACCUGCCAGCAACAUUGCAAUGAGGCGUGAUGUCCAGGAGGGCCAGGCUCGGUGUUUAUCUCGCCUGGGAAGGCACAAGGAGGCUCUGGAUAUUGCAGAAAAAAUGAGAAACAGCGCCACUAACACAGAUCACUUAACAACGGUUCUCAACCUGCAGUUUUCUAUUUACCAGGAGCUGGAAAAUGUAGAAAAAAAGAUGAUGUGUCUGCAGCAACUGAUCUGCUUACAUCCUUUCAAUCCCUGGUUCUGGAAGUUACUUGCUGAAGCUUAUAUGAGCCUUCUGCGGAAUUUGUCUCCAUUGGUCAUUCCAGAAGCAAAUCUAAAUCAGUCUGAAGAGGUUUGUGUAAGUGAUAGCAGUCUCAAAACAUUGACUGGCAGAGAGAUUAAUCUGCAGCCUCACACAUCAGAGGGCCAGAAGGAAGGAUCUUGGUUCAGCCUCGCUGCAGAAACAAAGGGGGAGAAUGCAGUGACUUGUCCCAGCAGCCAAGUAGUGAAAGAAUCCCUCUGCACUUCAGGAGAACUGGAACAGAUAGACAAAGAGAAAUGUGCAGACUCCAAGGCCUGGAAGAAGAGCAUGUUAAAGAAAGUUGGGAUAAAAGCAUGUGCCUCUUUUAUUAGAGCAAGGCUUUUGCUUCAGCUUACCCAGUCACAACAGUUGUCCUUUGUGCUAGAGAAUAACAGAAAAUGUCAGAAAGAAAUUGAUGACAAAGUGGCUCUGCUUGGUUUCGAUGAAAACUCCUUGCUGUUGAUGACCAAAGCCAUGGGGCAGGAUCUUAUACCAGAAAAACUAAAAGAGGAGUUUCAGUGUGAGGUAAAAUGCAUAGGCCCUUCAGCACUGUCAUCACUGGUAACUGCUUCAGUCAUGGAAUUUGAAAUCAAAUGGUUUGGUAAUCUUCAAGAUGAUUUAUGUCACUUUGAUGGGCAAUUUUAUUCAGACAUUUAUCUCCCACCUUCAGUAACAUAGACAUUUUGUUGUAUUUAUUCUUGUAUCUCCAAAUUAUUAUGGCAUGAUACAUGCAAUAAAGUUCACUUUACAUUUUUUAAGAA
Molecule: messenger RNA, 2737 nt
Organism: Haemorhous mexicanus (house finch)
Lineage: Eukaryota; Metazoa; Chordata; Aves; Passeriformes; Fringillidae
Gene: C1H8orf76
Product: chromosome 1 C8orf76 homolog
Exons: 8
Coding region: 1443-2654 (403 amino acids)
Molecular function (GO): protein binding
Source: RefSeq, a predicted model, not a curated record